AGGGGGCACUGCAGGGCCCGGCUCCCUGCGCGGCCGCUCGUGCCGGGUGCGCGCGGCGCCGCUGCUCGGCGGGGCCGGUGUCCGCCCCGGUAGCGCGGUGUAACGGGCCGCCAUGGGGAAGAAACACAAGAAGCACAAGUCGGACAAGCACCCCUACGAGGAGUACGUAGAGAAGCCGCUGAAGCUGGUGCUGAAAGUUGGAGGGAACGAAGUUGCCGAACUAUCCACUGGAAGCGCGGGGCUUGAUUCGAGCCUGUACGAGGACAAAUCCGAGCAUGAAAAGCACAAAGACAGAAAAAGGAAAAAGAGGAAGAAGGGAGAAAAACAAGUUCCUGGAGAAGAGAAGGAGAAAAGAAAGAGAAAAGUUAAGGAGGAUAAAAGGAAACGCGAUCGAGAACACCCAGACAGUGAGGGAGAGCAGGAACUGAAAUGUCAGACCCCUGUCAGAUUGGAAUUGUCACCAGAGAAACCAUUGACGAGUACUUUAUCAAAACAGGAAGAGGUGGAGCAGACACCACUUCAGGAAGCUCUGAAUCAACUCAUGAGACAGCUACAGAGAAAGGAUCCAAGUUCUUUCUUUUCAUUUCCUGUGACUGACUUUAUUGCCCCUGGCUACUCCAUGAUCAUUAAAAAUCCAAUGGAUUUCAGUACCAUGAAAGAGAAGAUCAAGAACAAUGGGUACCAGUCCAUAGAAGAAUUAAAGGAUAACUUCAAAUUGAUGUGUACUAAUGCAAUGACAUACAAUAAACCAGACACCAUUUACUACAAAGCUGCAAAAAAACUGCUGCACUCAGGGAUGAAGAUACUUAGCCAGGAAAGGAUUCAGAGCCUGAAACAAAGUAUAGAAUUCAUGGCUGAUCUGCAGAAGACCAGGAAACAGAAGGACAAGGUGGAACUGCAGCUAAGCGGAGAGGAUGAAAGUGGUUCUGGGAAAGACAAAGGAGAACCUGUGGAUGGUGAUACCAAAGCUUUCAAAACACCUAACAAGGAACACAAAAAGAAGGACAAAGAUCUACUUGAAGACAAACUAAGAAUCAAUAACUUGGAAAGGGAACAAGAGCAGAUUGAUCGUAUUGUUAGAGAAUCUGGAGGAAAGUUAACAAGACGACUUGCAAACAGCCAGUGUGAAUUUGAAAGAAGAAAGCCAGAUGGUACAACAACUCUGGGCCUUCUUAAUCCAGUUGAUCUUACUGCAGGAGAACCAGGUUACUGCCCUGUAAAGCUGGGUAUGACAGCAGGAAGACUUCAGUCAGGAGUUAAUACAUUACAAGGGUUCAAAGAAGAUAAAAGAAACAAGGUUACUCCAGUGACAUACUUGAAUUAUGGACCCUACAGUUCGUACGCUCCGACAUAUGACUCUACAUUUGCCAACAUCAGCAAAGAAGACUCUGACUUAAUCUAUUCAACGUAUGGAGAGGAUUCUAAUCAGGGAUCAUUCAGUAUUCAUGAAUUUUUGAUGAAAUCGCAAGAUUAUCCUUUCUUAAUGGCUGACAGCUUGCUUGAUGUUCUAACUAAAGGAGGACAUUCGAGAUCUCUCAGAGAACUAGAAAUGCCCCUGGAGGAAGAUGAAGGGCCCCAUGAAAGAAGUGAUGCAUUAAAAGAGAUUAUGGAAAUUGAUAUCGCAACAAGGUUGGAUUCUGCUAAUAAUGACAGACUUACAGCCCUGAAAGCUGUUACAAACUUUGGUAUGCCUAUGGAAGAGUUUGAUUCUGAGGAAGCUGAAAUCUUCCAGAGGAAACUUGAUGAAACAACAAAGCUUCUGAGAGAACUUCAGGAUGCUCAAAAUGAACGUCUAAGUACAAAACCACCCCCUAAUAUGAUUUGUCUUCUGGGCCCAUCUUACAGAGAGAUGCACUUGGCGGAGAGAGUAACCAACAAUCUGAAGGAACUGGCACAACAAGUGACUCCAGGUGACAUUGUUAGUACAUACGGAAUCCGGAAAGCAAUGGGCAUUUCAAUUCCUUUACCUGAUACAGAAGACAGUGGGGUAGAUUUGAGAGAUGGUGAGUAUCCAAAACUGUUAUGUAGCAUCUGUACAAUUAAAACAAAACCGCAUCCGCAAAUCAUUAGAAUGGCUUGUGGUGCAACUUCUAUAGUUCCAGCUUUCGGUUAUUCUCCGCUUUUAAAAAUUGUGUUUAAUGGAAAAUUCCUGUGCUUGGUCUCAGUCCAAAACUGAUCUUUUGGAUAUAUGGAACUUUGGUUCAACUACUCAAAAUAGUUAUUUUAUCAUUCAUCUUAAAUCACUGCCAAAUUUUAAAGCUUGGCACUCCAUUAAAUUCUAGUUUUUCCAUUUAAAGUGAAGUUACAAGAGAAGAGUUAAAAUUACUCACUUGCUAAAAUGAGGACAUCUUGGUUCCUUUUUUGCCAGGCUUUUAGCUGUGCUCUCCUUUUGCUUACUUCGGCCAGCCGUAGUGCUUUUCUAGUUGACAGCAUCAACUCAUUUAAUCCAGCAAGAAGUAACUACUGGUUUCGCUGGAUUAGGAGUCUGGUCAGUGGAAAAUAUGAGUGCCAGAAUCAGAUCUCCCCCUUGUGGCAGUGGCUUAAUAGGUCACAAACUAUGAAAGCAUACCUAGAAUUUGUACUCAGUUUAUAAGGCAGGUAAGAAUUUAGUUUCAAGGAAUAUAAUUCCCAACAAAUUUACUCAAGUUGUGGCUUAUAAAAGGCUUUAGUUAUGAUGUUAUUUAAUAAGAACUAGAUUGCUUCAGUAACUUAUUGUCAAGGAAACUAAGAAAUCUCAAACAAUUACUGAGUAGUUUAGUUUUCAUAGUAGUGUACUGCAAGAGAGGCUAUGUAACAAAUACAACUGAAAAAAAUCUCUUGAACUAACAGAACACACCGUUAACUCAGGACUGCCUACACAAAUAGUGAGUGACUGAGAAGUACUAUGUUGUCUGUGCACUUCUGUCAUUGUGAUAAACAUGCUAAUUGUCCUGCCAUCUAUUGUGAAC
Molecule: messenger RNA, 2948 nt
Organism: Numida meleagris (helmeted guineafowl)
Lineage: Eukaryota; Metazoa; Chordata; Aves; Galliformes; Numididae
Gene: BRD7
Product: bromodomain containing 7
Exons: 16
Coding region: 113-2176 (687 amino acids)
Biological process (GO): regulation of transcription by RNA polymerase II
Cellular component (GO): nucleus
Source: RefSeq, a predicted model, not a curated record